AUGUACUUGAAAGAUACCGGUUCUCAUAACAUUACAUUAUUUUGGGGGGAGACGUUGGAUAAAAACCAGGAAUACACCGGCAAUAACUACAAUGGGGGUGGUGGAAAGCUUGCGCUGUCACCGCCCGCCCCCUUUUCCCUACAUAUGAAGCCUCAAGGAUUGUCUAUCGGCUGUGCCCAUUCUUGGCACAAUCACUGCUGCGGUGCGGGCGCUAGACAAUCAAGCUCGAGGAAGCUAUUCGAGCGGAUGCCUUUGAUUUCAUGGUAUGGAUGUAAAGGAAUCAGGAACUCUGUCUCAAGCUGGCCGUGUUCCUUCAAAUUCAGCAAUGGAUUGAAAAAGGUCGCUCCUUCCGCCCUGCAGCGCAUCGGCUUUGCCCCUUCUUAUCUGCAGUCACCAGCUCAGGAGAAGUGCACUAUGAGCCUUUCAGAAGAUUCGACAAGCAGUCUCUCCGAGGAAUCGGCAACAGCAAUUCGUCUAUACAUUAAACAGCUUGAAGAUGACCUCCACCAGCAGAUCACUACUGAGGUUAAACGUGUUCUAGAGUCAUAUGAGAUUUUUAGGAGCCAUUGCCAGCAGAGCCUUCUUGCGGGUCUUCCUCCCAAGUACCGGCCGGAAGAGAGACCAGAAGUUGUUGCCAGGAUCAAAGCACAAUUCCCGUGUCACAUCAACAACUUCUUCUACGACAACAUCGCUGGAAUGUCCUGCUCUGCCUUCCAAUACGCGGGGACGAAGCCGACUCCUUUCACGAUGCCACGGGACCUCAUUUCCAUGCGCCGGCCGCCUCAUUCGAAUCGCACUGUCAUUCGGCGGAAAACGGUUGAGGGUCCUCGAUUUGUGACCGUGAAUGCGGUAGAAAGAGCUUACUUGGACAGUUUUGUCUUCUCCUAUACGCUUGAUGGUUCAAAGGCACAUUGGAUUCUGCUUUGUCCAAAGCAGGAUUGCCAGAGUCGCAACUUCUCUCGAGAUCCGAUCGCUAGCGGAGAUGCGAUAGCACACUUCAAGCAGUGUGAGAUCUCGGCUGUCGAAGAAACUACCAUUAUCAGGAGACAUGGGAUGCAAGUUGUGCCGCACAGACUCAAAGCUCGAGACCAGCCUAUCAGCGCUCGGGCGAGUUCAGACUCCAUGGAAGACUUAGACACAGACUCUGACUGA
Molecule: messenger RNA, 1152 nt
Organism: Colletotrichum lupini
Lineage: Eukaryota; Fungi; Ascomycota; Sordariomycetes; Glomerellales; Glomerellaceae
Exons: 9
Coding region: 1-1152 (383 amino acids)
Source: RefSeq, a predicted model, not a curated record